UGUUUUUAGACUUACCUUAAAUUUUUAGAUCUAAUUAAAUAAAUAAAAAUUAAAAAUAAUCGACCAAUCAAAUUAUAAUAAUUUUUAUGAAACUUCAACUAUGAGCAACACGUCACCAAACCUCACUAAAGUGACUCUUUUAAUAUAUAGGGGGAUCCUAAAAAAAAUAUUUAAAAUUAAAAUAAUUUUCUAACCAGGUUUUUUGUUAUUUUCGUGUUAUGGGGGAGAAAAUGGUAUUUGAGGAUAUUUUAAAAAUAAAAAAACAGCAGAAAAUAAAUAAUUGGUUCGAAAUGUCGUUUUAAUAGGUUCAGCGCCAACAAUCAGUCAGGAAACUAUAACUUCACCUUCCAUUCUCUCUAUCUUCUUUUCAGUCAUCUCCAUCUGUGAUUCUCGUACAGUAUCUCUAACCUCAUUAAAGAAACAAUGGCGACUAAAGAUGAAGUCCAGAACGACCCACUGUUGCAGGCAUCAGAAAGUGACGGUCACGAAGAGUUCAACGGUGCUUCUUUCACCGGAGCGGUACUCAACCUCGCAACGGCGAUCAUCGGUGCUGGUAUCAUGGCUUUGCCCGCCACGAUGAAGGUCCUCGGACUUGUUCCCGGAAUCGUGAUGAUCCUUCUCAUGGCUUUCUUGACCGACAAGACUAUUGACUUCUUGCUUAGGUUUAGCGGAUUCGGGAACGCUAGAAGAUCGUACGGUGGUUUGAUGGAAGAUUCUUUCGGCAAAACCGGAAGGAUUGUGUUGCAAGUUGCUGUUCUUGUUACCAACGUUGGGGUUUUGAUCGUUUACAUGAUCAUCGUUGGUGAUGUUUUGGAGGGUAUGCUUGAAGGAUGGUUUGGAGAAAGCUGGUGGGACAAGAGAACUAUUGUUCUUCUUUUUACAACUCUUUGUGUCUUUGCUCCAUUGACAUCCUUCAAGCGCAUUGAUACGUUGAGAUUCACAUCUGCCCUAUCACUUGUACUAGCGUUUGUUUUUCUAGUCAUCACUGCGGGAAUAGUCAUUACAAAGUUUUACAGAGGUGGAUUGAUGAAGCCAAGACUCUACCCAAACGUCACUGACUUGUCAUCGGUCUGGAAACUCUUCACCGUUGUUCCUGUGCUUGUCAACGCAUACAUUUGUCAUUCUAACGUCCACAAUAUACAGAACGAGCUUGAAGACUCCAUUCAGAUGAAACCUGUUGUGCGUUCAGCUCUUAUGAUGUCCUCCUCUGUUUACGUAAUGACAAGCUUGUUCGGAUACCUCUUGUUUGGUGAAUCUACUCUUGAUGAUGUUCUUGCAAACUUUGAUACCGAUCUUAAAAUCCCUUUCGGUCCGGUUCUCAGUGACGCAGUCAGACUCAGCUAUGCAGCUCAUCUCAUGCUUGUGUUCCCUGUUAUCUUCUAUCCUUUGCGCGUUAACAUGGACGGUCUCUUGUUCCCUACGGCUACUCCAUCACUUACUACCUCUAAUCUGAGGUUUGCCUCCAUCACUGCCGCUCUCAUUGCUGUAAUCUUUGUGGGUGCAAACUUCAUUCCAAGCAUCUGGGAUGCUUUCCAACUCACUGGAGCUACAACUUCUGUCUGCAUCGGUUUCAUAUUCCCUGCUGCUGUCAUCUUGAAGGAUCGUCAUAACCGAGCAACAAAGAUGGACAAGACUAUAGCCAUUUUCGUGAUUGUCCUUGCGGUUUUCUCCAGUGCAGUUGCCAUUUACAGUGACGCUUACGCCUUAGUCAAGAAGAACAAACCCACAUGUUCAAUGUGAGCAGAUUUGUUUUGUUACUCUACGUGAAACCAAAAAGAGUUAUUGGCGAUAUAAGAUGUCUUUAGAUAGUUCUGAACAGCAUUAUGAAUAGUUGUAGUAGAAUCUUUAAGUAGAUAGAUCAUAUUUGUAAAAUACUGUUGCACUGAUAUAAUUGUCACUGAAUCUUUAAGAUACAGACAAAGAAAAAAACAGCAACAAGCGUCUAUUAGG
This is a messenger RNA of Brassica napus (rape), 1950 nucleotides long. Its product is annotated as amino acid transporter AVT6B-like. NCBI's taxonomy places the organism in Eukaryota, Viridiplantae, Streptophyta, Magnoliopsida, Brassicales, Brassicaceae. Gene Ontology annotation, biological process: amino acid transmembrane transport. The transcript is spliced from 5 exons. Gene Ontology annotation, molecular function: amino acid transmembrane transporter activity. The record is from RefSeq and is a predicted model, not a curated record. The coding region runs from base 424 to 1740 and encodes 438 amino acids.